This is a messenger RNA of Triticum dicoccoides, 1351 nucleotides long. RefSeq names its product zinc finger protein 1-like. Gene Ontology annotation, biological process: regulation of DNA-templated transcription. Bases 337 to 1056 code for a protein of 239 amino acids. Gene Ontology annotation, cellular component: nucleus. NCBI's taxonomy places the organism in Eukaryota, Viridiplantae, Streptophyta, Magnoliopsida, Poales, Poaceae. Gene Ontology annotation, molecular function: DNA-binding transcription factor activity; transcription cis-regulatory region binding. The record is from RefSeq and is a predicted model, not a curated record. The transcript has a single exon.
CCAUUCCACGCCUAAUUUUCCAUCUCGUGGAGUCUAGGCCACCCUAGCUGAUUCCACGCGCGCACGAAUCCGUCCAAUGUCUUCUAUCCGAUCCCACCCGUUUUAUAGUGUGUUCCAACUUCCAAGUGUUAAUUUGACCUCAAGACUCCAUCCCUUUCAAACAGUCAUAGGCGCACACGUUUUGAUAGAUCAACUCGUUGCUCCUUCCGUAUAAAACCACCUUUGCAGGAGCUGCUCUGCCCACAACUUUCUCUUUCUCUUGCCCACUGGUUGCUCCUACUCUCUGUAGUUCUUCAGGUGUGCAAGAAAGAUAUACGCACGUGAGCUCUGAUUGGCAUGGCCGUGGAGGCGGUUCUUGAAGCGGCAACGAUGAUACCGUCGCCGCCGAGCAAGGAGAUGGAGGCGUCUAGUAGUACCAGCGAGGAGGCGUCGGCGUUGUUGGGGCAGGCGGAGGGGUGGUCGAAGCGGAAGCGGUCGAGGCGGCAGCGCGCGCUCGACCCCAGCGAGGAGGAGUACCUCGCGCUCUGCCUCCUCAUGCUGGCGCACGGCCACCGCGACAGCGCCCCUGCUGCCGCGCCAGAGCAGCAGCACGGGUGCUCCGUCUGUGGCAAGGUGUUCUCGUCCUACCAGGCGCUCGGCGGCCACAAGGCCAGCCACCGGAAGCCUACAGCGGCGCCGGCUGGCGCAGAGGACCAGAAACCGCUGGCGGCGGUGGCGGCAGCUUCCUCGUCGGGGUCCGGCGAGGCCGCGGUCGGCGCCGGAGGCGGCAAGGUGCACGAGUGCAACGUGUGCAGGAAGACGUUCCCGACUGGGCAGGCGCUGGGCGGACACAAGCGGUGCCACUACGACGGCACCAUCGGCAGCGCCGCCGCAGGGCCCACGCAGAAGCUGGCCGCCAAGGCGGCCGCGGCAAGCGCGACGGCGGCGAGCCAGGGCUUCGACCUGAAUCUGCCGGCGCUGCCGGACAUCCCGGAGCGGUGCGCGGUCACGGAAGAUGGGGAGGAGGUUCUCAGCCCCGCUUCCUUCAAGAAGCCGAGGCUCAUGCUCGCGGCGUAAACCCACAGUUACCUGCUGCAUAUACUUGGUCAAAGUUUAGGGUAGAAUCUGCUGAUUAAUUAGUUGGUGUGCAUAACUGUUCAUAGCUUGCUGGUGAUUAGUGAUGACCAUCGAUUCAUUCGUGUAUGUAAGAUAGGAACUGUAGUCCAUUGGUUUGUUCACUGUAACAUCAGGAUUAGACCUAGCUAGGUAUGGGCUAGCUAUCAGCUCGUUAGAAGGAUUGAUUCUUUCAUUGGUUUGUGUGUGCUUAUCCAUGAAUGAUGUAUAUAUGUAUCAUUAACAAAUAUUAAUUUCA